GAGAGAGAAACAGAGAGAUCGGAAGAGAGACAAAUGGGACGAGGCCGAGCUCCAUGCUGCGCCAAGGUCGGCCUGAACAAAGGCUCGUGGACGCAGGAGGAGGACAUGAGAUUGGUUGCUUACAUCCAUAAGCAUGGCCAUGGAAACUGGAGAGCUCUUCCGAAACUUGCAGGUUUGUUGAGGUGCGGCAAGAGCUGCAGGCUGAGGUGGAUUAAUUACCUUCGCCCAGACAUCAAACGAGGCAACUUCACCAAGGAAGAAGAAGAAGCCAUCAUCAAGCUACAUGGCUUGUUGGGGAACAAAUGGUCCAAGAUUGCAUCUUUGUUACCAGGAAGAACUGAUAACGAGAUCAAGAACGUGUGGAACACACAUUUGAAGAAGAGAUUGGCCUCGCCAUUCACAAUUUCUUCCUCCUCUGCCUCGUGCCACGAGCAAGAUCGAAGCAAGCCUGACAAAGAAGGAGAUUGCACUGAAAUUCUUAACUCGAACGCUUGUCUCGUCGACGGCGAGCUGAUCGAGAUCCCCAUCGACGCUAACAUGGACUUGUGGAGCAUGCUCGAGUACGAUAGCCACUCCAACAUAACGCCAAGCUCUUCCUCAUCGAUAGAACUAGUCAAGGAGAUGAACCCUGAUCCCCUCUCCCAAGAAGAAUUGGUCACCAGAGAUCAUCAACCUUUGAUUUCGGACGAAGUGAUCGAUCCAAACAUUUGGAGCAUGAUGAUUAAUGAGGACGAUGAUGCCUGUUCAUUUGCUCCGGAAUUGGAGAUCAGCAACUAUCCCUGCGAUAACUGGUUCGUGUGCUUGGAGGAGGAGCUUGGGCUGAGACCAGAGCCGGCCGGCAGCUACCAUGAACAGUGUCAUGUUGCUUUCGAUCAGGACCCUCCUCACCAUCCCUCUUAGAUUGCGUUGACUUUAGAGUAUCUUGAAAGAUUGACACGAUCAAGUUUGAAGGACGUUGGUCGACAUUUGUCAGCCUCUCAUGAAGUUAGUAGAAAAUGUAGGUGAUCAAGUUGGAAUCAUGCUUUUCAACAUGUUAAACUCCUUAGAAUACACGUCAAAAGA
Molecule: messenger RNA, 1062 nt
Organism: Zingiber officinale
Lineage: Eukaryota; Viridiplantae; Streptophyta; Magnoliopsida; Zingiberales; Zingiberaceae
Product: myb-related protein Zm1-like
Exons: 3
Coding region: 34-900 (288 amino acids)
Source: RefSeq, a predicted model, not a curated record